GUUGCAGUUUACUCCAGUCUCUCUCUCUCUCUCUCUGCUCUGCAAAACCAAAUUCGCUUUGAGAUUCGCGGUAUUGUGACGAACAAUGGCGGUUUACGUGAGAACCAAGCGAGUAACAGAUCCUCUCAACGACAAGGUCAAGGCGUGUCUCUCCGGCAGAGAGAACCACCGUCAUACCAGCUACAACAGCAGUGGCAGCGAGCAUUCCCCUUGCCUCUCUGACCUCGUCCAUGGCUUCUUAGAAGACGAAUCCAGCGACGUACAAAACCACAACGAAUCCUCCGAUUUCAACCGCGAUUCCUUGCUCCACGAAACCGUCGAUGCCAUCAAUAGCUUGCUCAAUCCGUCUGUCGAUUCCAAUCAGUUUCGGAUCUGCCUCCUCUCUCUCGUCUCCAAAGCAGUGGAUGACUUUGCGUGCGUGAGAUCUAACAUGUCAAUUUUCCGGCGGAAAGUGAUGACAUAUCUGAGAGAUGCUGGUUACAAUGCGGCGAUCUGUAAGACAAAAUGGGAGAGCUCCGGCGGACUCACCGCUGGAAACUAUGAGUUCAUCGAUGUCGUCAGAUCUGAUUCAUCUGAAGGCGAGUGGCAGCAGAGGUAUAUCGUUGAUGUCGAUUUCUCAGGGGAAUUCGUAAUCGCUCGUCCGACGGCGAACUACGAGUGUCUACUUCACGUACUGCCGAAUAUUUACGUCGGUAGACCAGAGGAGCUGAAGCAGAUCGUGAGAUUAGUGGCGGAAGCGGCGAAAAGGUCACUGAAGAGCAGAGAGCUUUCUCUACCUCCAUGGAGAAAGAAUCGCUACAUGCAAACCAAGUGGUUCGGUCCGUACCGUAGGACUGUGAACCAGGGUCCAGCCACGGUCUUCUUUCCGAACGAUUUAGAUCAUUUCUCCGUAAAAUGCCGGUCCAUUGGGUUCGAUACCGUCUCCGACGAUAUCAACCGGUUCGUCUUCCCCACGGCCGGUGACUCGAACCAGAUAAAUACAGAAAUUUCUUUUUUUGGAAAUUAGGGACGAGAUUGGGACGCGGCGCAUGCCAGCGUCCGGCUUGCGGGCGAGACGAAG
Molecule: messenger RNA, 1060 nt
Organism: Telopea speciosissima
Lineage: Eukaryota; Viridiplantae; Streptophyta; Magnoliopsida; Proteales; Proteaceae
Exons: 1
Coding region: 86-1006 (306 amino acids)
Source: RefSeq, a predicted model, not a curated record